GACAAAACGACGGCUUGAACUAAGCUGUGCGCGUGGGUAGGUGGGUAAGUGGGUAGGUGGGUAGUUGGGUAUGUGGGUUGGUGGGUAGGUGAGUAGGUGGGUAAGUGAGUAGAUGGAUAGGUGGUUAGGUGGGUAGGUGAGUAGGUGGGUAUGUGAGUAGGUGGGUAGGUGAGUAGGUGGGUAGGUGAGUAGGUGGGUAGGUGAGUAGGUGGGUAAGUGAGUAGAUGGAUAUGUGGUUAGGUGAGUAGGUGAGUAGGUGGGUACGUGAGUAGGUGGGUAGGUGAGUAGGUGGGUAAUUUUGUAUGUGGGUAGGUGGGUAAGAGAGUAGGUGGGUAGGUGAGUAGGUGGGUAGGUGAGUAGGUGGGUUGGUGAGUAGGUGGGUAGGUAGUUAGGUGGGCAGGUUGUUACUAUGCAAAUAUAGAUGUGAUUUAGUAGAAAUUAAUUAUCUGAAAUUCAUAACUUUGGCGGAAGACGUCAGAAAAAAGAAAAUGUUCAAAUUGAGGAGGAGACAAGUCAAGAAGUUGGCUGGGAUCGUCUUCGUGGCCGCUUCGUUUUACAUCUUCGUCCAAAACAUGCGAUGGACCGAGGACCUACACGACGGGGAGAGUGACAGGAAUCGAUACCGUCUCAAAAACGCACGGUCCGGGGAUUCAAAUAUCGAUCAUGCAUUCAAGGGAUUAACGGAAGUCGAAGAGGCGUUUGACACGGGAGGUUAUCCGGUGAAAGAAAUUCACGGGAGGGAAGUGAGUAAGUUGACGGGCAACUACACAGACGUGAGAGUGCCCCGGUACAUUGAGCACGGCACAGAGUGGAGUCCAGGUACAAUUAAUGGAGGUGUAAAAAUAAAUAACUAAAACAAUAUUUAAAUUAAUUAUCUUAUUUAUUUAUUUAUUUAUUAAGGCAUUUUUAUAUAGCGCUUAUCAUAAAGCUCUAAGCGCUUUACAAUUAUUAAAACAUGUAAACUAAGUAAAUACAAAUGAGACACUAGGAUAGUAACUACUAUUCUAUAGAAACAAUGAAAAUGGCUAUAAAAAGAGGACACUUUGACACUUCAGGAUUAAACCGAAACAGAAAAUUAGGUAGGGCAAGGAGGGUGCAUCACAGGUCAUAGGCGGACCUAAACAGAUGAGUUUUAAGGGACUUUUUGAAAAUGGACGAGGUUUCACUAUGACGUAUAUGGAAGGGGAGCUGGUUCCAGAACGUGGGCCCAUGGAAGCAGAAGGAGCGUUCACCGAUGGUCUUAGUUUUAGUUCUUGGGAUUGAGAGGGUUCUACUGUCAAUGGAAGAACGUAGUUGUCUUGUGGGGAUGUAAGUAAGCAACAGUUCAGAGAGAUAGACAGGAAAGUGAGGGUCAGUGAACGAGUUGAAGCAAAGAUUGGCUUUUAUUUUAUUUUAUUACUUUAUUAUUUUUUUAAUGUAUUAAUUUUAUUAUUUGUGUAUUUUAUUUUUGUAUUAUUUAUUGUAUUUAUUUAUUGAAUUACAUAAUUUUAUUUUUUUUAUUUUUUUUUUAUUUUGGUUGGGAGUAAAGGGGUGAGAUCUGACUUAACAAAUGUAAUAGUAUGCUGCAAGUGUUGAAAAUUAAGAGAGGACAUUUUGAUUUUAAAAAAUGAAAUGAAUUCCUGACACACACACACACACACACACACCCGCAGCCCCCCCCCCACAAACACUACCCGGUGGCCAACUCCAAGAUCGUAUCUCCUCUCACCUCAAAGUUUUCAUCUCGACUCCCCCAAAACUUCUCACUCCAUCACAUGGCCAAAUCAAGCACCCUGAUUGGCCGGGCUUGUUUGUCAAACUUCACGACUCUCCCUGGCCUACAGUUGUACAGGGAAUUAACAGUGUUUUAACUCCGGUCAGCAGUCUCUUAUCGAUGGUUCUCACAUUUAUAAUUGUAUCUGAGACCGCUUGUUUUAAGUGAUUUAAUUAGUCACAUAAUGAAUAGCUACAAUUCCUCACACAACCAAAUGUCUAUAGACAGAAAAGGGUUACGCAAUUGUUAGGGUUAAGUUUUUUUGUUGGUUUUGUUGGUUGUUUUUUUUUGGGUUUUUUUCUUUGACCAGGCGAGGGGGGCAAACCCUUCCUGUUUAUGGGUGGAGAUUUAAAAUGGCGGCAGAAGAGGUCAAGGAUGCAAGACUUCAGACAGUAUCACGUGGAUGUCUGGAUCAGUGACGAAAUCGCGGUACACAGAAAACUGAAAGACUUCAGAACGGAGAG
Molecule: messenger RNA, 2217 nt
Organism: Lymnaea stagnalis (great pond snail)
Lineage: Eukaryota; Metazoa; Mollusca; Gastropoda; Lymnaeidae
Source: the annotation of a GenBank genome assembly